This is a messenger RNA of Quercus robur (English oak), 2551 nucleotides long. RefSeq names its product probable glycerol-3-phosphate dehydrogenase [NAD(+)] 1, cytosolic. NCBI's taxonomy places the organism in Eukaryota, Viridiplantae, Streptophyta, Magnoliopsida, Fagales, Fagaceae. Gene Ontology annotation, biological process: glycerol-3-phosphate catabolic process; carbohydrate metabolic process. The record is from RefSeq and is a predicted model, not a curated record. The transcript is spliced from 5 exons. The coding region runs from base 875 to 2272 and encodes 465 amino acids. Gene Ontology annotation, cellular component: glycerol-3-phosphate dehydrogenase (FAD) complex; cytosol. Gene Ontology annotation, molecular function: glycerol-3-phosphate dehydrogenase [NAD(P)+] activity; NAD binding.
CAAAAAAAAAAAAAAAAACAACAAGGUGCUUGCUCGUCGAAACUGACGAACCUUCUCUUCCUAUCCGAUCCUCGUAUUCUUACUUAAACUAUACAAGAGAGAGCCGCACACGCAGCUCAUAAGUUACAGUUGAGCCUUCCCUUACAGUUCACGCAACACAAACCCAUUUCUUUGUUUUUUCUUUUCUUACACAUUUUUUGAAUUUCAUAACCAAUGUUUGAAAUAUCUUAGGAGCACAAGGAAACAAAUCCCACAUCUAUUAUUGUCACCGCGUUUGUAGACUCUCUCAGCCGACAAGUACAGUACAGCUUGUUUUUGCUUUCCCUUCCUUUUAUUAGCUUUUUUUGAUUUAAAACUUUGUUGGUUUUGGUGGGGGUAGAUGACCCAAGUUAAAGUUUGAGUUUUCAAUGCUUUUUUUUGUUUGUAUAUUUGAUAGAUAUUGCUGAUUGGAUAGAAAAAGGUUAAAACCCAUAUAGUAAAACCCUUUUGGAUCUUCUUUUUAUGCCCUAGAAUUUCAGUUUUGUUGGUUCUUUGGUGGCUGGAAAUUCAAAUAGAGGGGCUGGUUUUGAAUUUGGUGAAAACCCCACCUACAAAAUCGUUUCUUUAAUAGUUUUUGAGCAGGUGAUUUGUUGGUUAUAGCUUGUGUGGUAGCUGGGGUGCAAAACUUAUAUGAUAAUCAGAAGUGGGUUGUGUCUGAAUUUGUAGAAAUUGAUUUAAGAAUCAGAGGUUUAAAGGCUUGUAAUUUGAGUUUGAAGAUUGAAAGAAAUUUCCCAGAAAGGUUUUGUGUGUUUGUGUGAGUAUUAGUCUUUGUUUACCCAUUGCAUUUGUCUUUGAAAUUUGAAUAGCUUGAGGUUAGUGUUAUUGGGAGAAGAAGAUGGUUGGAACCACUGAAGUAAUGAACCAUAAUGAGGAUUCCAAUGGGGCAAUUCAUAAUUCAAAUGGUGUUUUUGAAGAGAAGGUUGAUCAGCUUCGUCGCCUUAUGGGAAAGGCUGAGGGUGAUCCAUUGAGGAUUGUUGGUGUUGGGGCAGGUGCUUGGGGUAGUGUUUUUGCAGCUAUGUUGCAAGAUAGCUAUGGUCAUUUGAGAGAGAAGGUUCAGAUUAGGAUAUGGAGAAGAGCUGGUAGAACUGUUGAUAGAGCCACAGCUGAACACUUGUUUGAGGUGAUCAAUUCAAGGGAGGAUGUGUUGAGGAGACUGAUUAGGCGGUGUGCAUACUUGAAGUAUGUCGAGGCAAGAUUAGGCGAUCGAACACUUAAUGCCGAUGAGAUUUUGAAAGAUGGGUUUUGUUUGAAUAUGAUUGAUACCCCUCUCUGCCCUUUGAAGGUUGUCACUAACUUGCAGGAGGCUGUGUGGGAUGCCGAUAUUGUGGUAAAUGGCUUGCCAUCAACAGAAACACGUGCGGUAUUUGAAGAAAUUAGUAGGUAUUGGAAAGAGAGAAUAACUGCACCAGUCAUCAUUUCUUUGGCAAAGGGUGUGGAGGCUGAAUUGGAGCCUGAACCACGCAUAGUGACUCCCACUCAAAUGAUCAAUCGAGCAACUGGUGUUCCCAUCGAGAACAUUCUUUACCUGGGAGGACCUAAUAUAGCGGCAGAGAUCUACAACAAGGAAUAUGCUAAUGCUCGAAUAUGUGGAGCUGCAAAGUGGAGGAGACCAUUGGCAAUGUUUUUGAGGCAGCCACACUUUAUAGUGUGGGACAAUGGUGACCUUGUUACUCAUGAAGUUAUGGGAGGCUUAAAGAAUGUCUAUGCCAUUGGAGCUGGAAUGGUAGCAGCUCUAACCAAUGAGAGUGCCACUAGCAAAUCAGUAUACUUUGCACACUGUACCUCAGAGAUGAUAUUUAUCACUCAUCUCUUGUCUGAAGAACCAGAGAGACUUGCAGGGCCUUUGUUGGCUGACACUUACGUAACACUUUUAAAAGGCCGUAAUGCAUGGUAUGGACACAAUUUGGCCAAAGGGGAACUGAGCCUUGAAAUGGGUGAUAGCAUCAAGGGCAAAGGGAUGAUUCAGGGGGUCUCUGCUGUUAAGGCAUUUUACGAGCUACUCUGUCAAUCAAGCUUAAGUGUUCUACAUCCUGAAGAAAACAAGCAUGUUGCUCCAGUUGAGCUUUGCCCCAUUUUGAAGACAUUAUAUAAAAUACUGAUAAUAAGGGAAUUUCCAUGUCAGGCAAUUCUUCAGGCAUUAAGGGAUGAGACCAUGAAUGAUCCUCGGGACCGUAUUGAGAUUGCACAAACCCAUGCUGUUUACAGACCAUAUCUUCUUGGUCACCAGCCUUGAUCUCAAUUUUGUGUCAUUUUUGUCACAUUUUAAAGGAUGUAAAUUUUAAGUAAGCUAGUUAGAGUAUCUUCUAUGGUAUUUAUAUAAUUAGUGAGGACAUGGGUUAUUUUAUAAUUUGUUUAUUAGAUUGUGUUGUUUUAAUUCUUUCAAUUUUGGUUAUGGUUUUAUUCAUAAUUUAUGAAUAACUUUGCAUUAUGUUUGAUAGCUACACUACACUAAUGCCAAUGUAAUAUAAGGAGGGUUUUUAAUGAAGCAACACUUGGGGCAUUUUAGCUACUA